Solanum lycopersicum (tomato) is the source of this 1088-nucleotide messenger RNA. Its product is annotated as pyridoxine/pyridoxamine 5'-phosphate oxidase 2. Gene Ontology annotation, molecular function: FMN binding; pyridoxamine phosphate oxidase activity. NCBI's taxonomy places the organism in Eukaryota, Viridiplantae, Streptophyta, Magnoliopsida, Solanales, Solanaceae. Gene Ontology annotation, biological process: pyridoxine biosynthetic process. The record is from RefSeq and is a predicted model, not a curated record.
UUGAUAAAUUAUUGGUAGAGUGAAAUUGGAACUAUUUCUAUGGAGUUAGUUUCAAUGUUUGCUUCUUGCAGGCAAAAAUUGUUCCAAUAAUUUGGGAAAAUAGCCGAAAAUGAGUAGUAGCUCAGCACCAUGGAAGCAGCUUCUACUCAGCUCCAUCAACUCCAAUUCCCAUCUUAAGCAUUCAACCUACUUUCAGCUCGCAACUGUUGGAUCCAAUGGAAGACCCUCAAAUCGAACUGUCGUCUUCAGAGGGUUUCAAGAUGGUACUGAUAAGAUUCAAAUUAAUACUGACUCACGAAGCUGCAAGAUUGAAGAUCUUAAGCAUUGCCCAUUUGCAGAGGUGUGCUGGUAUUUCACUGAAACUUGGGAACAAUUCAGAAUUCAUGGAAGAGUCGAUAUGAUUGAUGCAUCAAACUCUGACCCCGAUAAACUUAAGCAAAGAGAGACAGCUUGGUUUGCUGGUUCUGUGAGAUCAAGGCUACAAUAUUUGGGGCCUACUCCAGGGCUUCCUUCUCUAGAUGAACAACAAUCACAUGAUUCAUUGGAUUCGUCUGCUGGUCCAGUCGAUGCAUUCUGCCUUCUACUUCUGGACCCUGAGCAGGUUGAUUAUCUGAACUUGAAGAGUAAUGAGAGGCUAGCAUUUACUACUGCACGAAGUGUCAAUGAUUUCACAGUUCCUGAUGAAAGAAAUCAGCUGAAUUUGAAGCACAUGCGUAAUAAGCAUACGUUCACACUUUACUUGCAUGACAUGUUUAUUAUACCCCGCCCCUCGUAUAAUCACUCACUAAGCAGGUGCGGAGGUAGGGAUGCAAGGGGUUCAUUUGAACACCAUUCGUGAGAAAAAAGUAUAGGUAUAUGUAAGACGAGGCAAAAUUUAUUUUUAAUGUACAUAUCGUAGAUGCUGAAUCUUAUUGCUUCUUUGUAUAUUUAAACAUUUCAUAUUUCUGUAUUGGCCAUAAUUGACAAAAACACUGUGUCUUAGAUGUGCAACAAGUUGAACAAGGAAGAAAAAGACAAAAAAAGAACUUCUACUAAGUUUUGUAUGUAAAGCUAGACAAAUAGAGCUGUAUAUAUGAUCAUGCAUUGAC